AUGGAUUACUAAUGAUAAUGAAUGAAUAUGGAUCUAGAGAUAACAGAUAUGAUCCCUACAUAAACAGCCAUGAAUGUCUUGUAAAUCCCAAUUCUGGGUUUCUAACAAAAUACUCACAUAUACUCAGGGCUGACAUUGAUACCUUCCCGACCCCAGGGAUAGUUGGAUUUUGGCCGGAUAAAGUUCUUGCUAAUAAAUAUCAAGGAUACACUUUUAGAAACUCAAGCGGGAUGUCAAAGAUUACAGAAGCUUUGAAGGAGGCAACAUCCUACUUAGGAUCAAAACAUAAUGGUUGGCAUGAUAUUGGUUCAAGCUGGUUUGGUCCAUCUCAUAAAAUAUUAAAACUAUCCCUGAUGACAGUAGCUCUAUCUAGAUACCUCAGGGUGUACAUGUUUGGACCUGGUACACACUGCCGUUGUGCUAGUUGUACUGCACUACCACAAGACUGCCAAUGGGGUUCAGGACCGUACGCUGGCACUGUUCUGUUAUAUGCUCAGGAAAUUGCAAUGAAUCUUGUUUGGACCCAGGAAGAAUUUGACUCUAUGAAAACAGGAUAUUUGGAUUAUGGAACAACCAGUAACGAGUCAGUUUGUGGGAUGCUCGAGCUUCAUGUUUUCCAUAAUGCUGAGCCGUUUAGUAAAUUCAGUUUUGGAGCUGGGAAGUAUAAAGAAUAUGAUAUGUCCGGUCUGAUUUUGUCUCGAGUUCGUGAUUAUGCGAUGUAUCUAGCCUUGAAAUCAUCAGGACAAGGAAUAGGAGAGAAGAUUGUUUCUCAGAAGUAUUCGAUAGGAAAGGAUGGAUCUUUAGCUGAUGUUUGUAAACAGGACGGAGAUAAAACCAAAGUCGAAUAUAAAGAUGAUGAUACAAAGUCAACAUGAGCCCUUCUUCAUCUUCUUAGAUGGAGGAUAUUAUAAAGUUAUUCAUUCAGAGAAUGUAGACGAUUAUUUGAUAUUAUCCUUGUGUUGCUUUUAUUGCAGUAUGACCUAGACUGUUUAGUGCUUGCAAAGCAGAACUCAGUUUAUUAAACUGCCCACAAUUUUAAUUUUCAAAUUUUCCUGAUGUUGUGAACCUUUGAAAUUUAUAAUUUGUACUUUUUGAUGAAGUAGAAUCCAUAGCUUUAAUAAUUAGGUUGAAGCAAAGUAAUCAGCACUUUCGUAAAAUGUUUUUAGAAUUCUGAAUUUUAAAAUGGUGUGAUAUAUGUAAUAUCUAAACCUUCUGUUUUGUUUAAUGACAAAAAAAGCUAAGUAUUUGGUUCAGAUGAAACAAUUAAAACUUAAAAAUGUCUUUAGUUCAUCUUUUUUCAAUUGUUAUUUCAUAACAUGUUGCCAUAAAUUUGUCUUAACCAAGGUACUAAUGCAAGGAAAGUUAUUUCAGAGGUGUAUGCAAUUUUGCACUGCAGUGUACUGUCUUUGGGCG
This is a messenger RNA of Eurytemora carolleeae, 1413 nucleotides long. RefSeq lists its product as uncharacterized. The record is from RefSeq and is a predicted model, not a curated record. The coding region runs from base 12 to 875 and encodes 287 amino acids. The transcript is spliced from 10 exons. NCBI's taxonomy places the organism in Eukaryota, Metazoa, Arthropoda, Copepoda, Calanoida, Temoridae.